Molecule: messenger RNA, 1764 nt
Organism: Rhizoctonia solani
Lineage: Eukaryota; Fungi; Basidiomycota; Agaricomycetes; Cantharellales; Ceratobasidiaceae
Product: alpha/beta hydrolase family protein
Exons: 13
Coding region: 1-1764 (587 amino acids)
Molecular function (GO): hydrolase activity
Source: RefSeq, a predicted model, not a curated record
AUGUCCAAGUCUCAACUACAUCCUCUGGGAUACGAAAGUAAGAUCGCCCACCUUUCCACGGGGCAUUAUUAUCGCUAUGCCGAUAUUCAUCCCCCUGAGAAUGUCAAAACUAUUGCGACUGCGCUAUUGCUCCAUGGGUUUCCGGAUUCUGCCUACGGAUGGCGCCAUCAGAUUAAAGGGUGGACUAGCCGAGGCAUUCGUUUAAUCAUACCCGACACUCUUGGCUACUACGGUAGCUCCCAGCCUAGCUCUCCUGAAGACUAUUCUACGAAGCGGCAAAGUGAUGAUCUCGAAGAGCUAGUUCGAUAUGCUGGAGUUCCAAAAGAGGACAAAAUCAUCAUCAUUUCUCACGACUGGGGUAGCGUGACCGCCGGCCGUCUGAUUCAAUUUAAGCCGGAUCUCGUCAAGGCGGCAGCAGUCUUUUGUGUACCGUUCUUCCCGCCAAGUCCUCAGUAUAUUCCACUGGAAAAAUUCAGCGAGCAAUUCCCUAAUAUGGAAUAUCAAGUGUUUCUUGCUUCUCCAGAGUCUACAGCCAUUCUUGACGCCAAUGCGGAGCGGUUUAUUCGACUGACCUAUACCUCAGCACGGCAAAGGGAUGCCGGAGAAGUUCCUUCGCUGGAGAGAGCUGGAGUGAUUGAAGGUUGGCUUAAAGACGAGAGUAAGGAUGUGGUGCCUGAGCUACUAUCACAAGAAUGCUCACAGGAGCUAACUACUAUACUGUCUGAGAUUAAAGCUGGCAAAGGUUUCGGACUCAUCAGGGCCAUGCUUAACUACUAUCGCGUUGGCCAGAUCAACUACGAGGCGGAGAAGGGCCUUCCACACGAUGUGCGGCCAGAUUUACCUAAGCUAAUUGUAACGCCGUCGGCCGAUCCGUUUCUUCCACCUGCGGUUACACAAUACGCUCAGACGUUACUUAAGAACGUCGAUGUGGUAUGGCUGGAUGGGCUAUGCGGUCAUUGGGUUCAAUUGGAGAAACCGCAGGAGAUUGAGAAGAUUGUAGGAGACUCUCAGCCCACCUCCCUCGAAGAUUAUUCUACCCAGCGGCAAAGUGACGAUCUUGAGGAAUUAGUUCACAGAGCCGGCGUUCCUAAGGGGGAGAAAAUUUUUAUGGGAGCUAUAACUACCAACCGUCUCAUACAAUUCAAACCUGAUCUUUUCAAAGCCGCCUUAAAUUUAUGUGUGCCAUUUAUCCCGAGAAGUCCAGAAUACGUACCCCUAGAAAAGCUUAUCGAGUUGUACCCCAACUUUCAAUAUCAGGCCUUUUUGGCUUCUCGCGAAUCUACGGCCAUCACGAAUGCUAAUGUGGAACGAUUUAUUCAAGUAAUGUUUACAUCGGCAAAGCAAAGAGAAGAAGGAAAAGUACCAGAUCUAGAGAAAACUGGAGUAAUCAAGAAUUGGCUCAAGGAUCAAAGUCAAACAGUCACAUCUGAGCUUUUAACCAAGGAGGAAUCAGAUACAAUGGUAGAUGAAAUCAAGGCUGGAGUUGGGUUUGGAUCGAUGCUCAACUACUACCACGUUUACAAAACUAAUUACGAGGUAGAAAAAAUCCUUCCGCUGAAAUUACGCCCUGAUCUACCAAAGUUGAUGGUAAUACCACGUAACGACCCUUUUAUACCACCAUCCUUUACGGAAGCAAUCGUAGAACAUCUAGAAAAUCACGAGAUAUCUUGGUUAGAUGGACGCUGCGGACACCGGGCCCAGUUGGAGAAGCCACAAGAUAUCGAGCGGAUUGUUGGGGAAUGGAUCAUAGAGAAAAUUGCAUGA